GACUUGUGAAGCUGCUACACAGCGCCUCUACGGCCGUCCAUGUGCUUACAGAGGAGGAGAGAGGAGGGAGCGCAGAGAGAGAGAGCAGUCAUUGUGCGUGAAGGACCGUGACAGUCCGGAGCGGCGGGAGUUAGGAGGGAAGGAGAAGAAGAAGAAGCAGAAGAAGAAGAAGAAGCCUUUAACCAGACCCUUCACCUGCAGCACAAAAAAAAAAAAAAAAAACCCGUGACGGAAACAUGCAAUGUGACAGAGAUUUGCGCGCCACUUGUUCACUUGUGCCUUUGCAAACACCUUCUGGGAGUUCACAUGUUCCUGCGCGUCGACGAGGACGCAAUGUUUAGGCGCAGACGACCGGCAGAGCUCCGCGGAGUUUGGAUGUGUGUGCUUUCUUAGCUUGUCAGAUGUAAGAGGAAGCAGAAAAGAAAAUAGAAUCAGGAGAAACAGCGAGAAGGAGCACCGCGAAUGUAGUCUACAGAGGGGGGGUGGCAAAAAAGCGAAACACCGUACCAGCCAGUGUGUUUCCUGUGGUCAUCCUCCUGUGUGUUUCGGUUUCUCGCAGUGCUGUGUGGGUUGAACAAAAAAAAAAAAAAAAAAAGUACAGGGGAGAAUGCAGGUGAAGAAGCACCGGGACUCAGACCGGAGCGGCGGGGACAUUCUGGAAAGAGACGGCCUCCGCAAAAACUCAUCAUGCUUCUCAAAUAUCAAGAUAUUCUUGAUAUCGGAAUGCGCCCUCAUGUUGGCACAGGGCACCGUCGGAGCAUACCUGGUGAGUGUGCUGACCACCCUGGAGCGGCGGUUCAACCUGCAAAGUGCUGACGUAGGAGUGAUAGCCAGCAGCUUUGAGAUAGGCAACCUGGCUCUGAUCCUGUUUGUCAGCUACUUUGGAGCCAAAGCACAUCGACCCCGUCUGAUCGGCUGCGGGGGGAUUGUCAUGGCGCUUGGCGCCCUUCUCUCAGCUCUGCCUGAGUUUCUAACUAAUCAGUAUGAGAUAGGGGAAACGGGGAGGACUGACAUGGGUCGGGAUGUUUGCACCAACACCAGCAGCAGGGAAGCCCAGGAAGCUGAGAACAGAGUGUGCGCCAACAAGGCGAACACCAACAUGAUGUAUCUGCUGCUGAUUGGAGCCCAGGUCCUGCUGGGGAUCGGAGCCACACCGGUGCAGCCCCUGGGGGUGUCCUAUAUUGAUGAUCACGUGAAGAAGAAAGACUCAUCACUGUAUAUAGGAAUCCUCUUUUCCACUCUGGUGUUUGGACCAGCUUGUGGCUUCAUCCUCGGUUCCGUCUGCACUAAGUUCUACGUGGACGCUGUCUUCAUCGACACCAGUAAGCUAGACAUCACUCCGGACGACCCGCGGUGGAUCGGGGCCUGGUGGGCAGGCUUCCUCCUGUGCGGUGCCUUACUCUUCUGCUCGGCCCUCUUUAUGUUUGGCUUCCCUCAGUCACUGCCGACCAAGGAGAGAGAGGAGGGGGCAGACAGUGAGCAGGUUAUGCUUCCUCCCUCUCUGAAUUCAGACUAUGAGACUCCUAAGUCCAGUAAUGGGGUUGUACGCAACCACGAGCCUGCCAACAGCCCCACCUGCUGUCAGCAACUCAGGGUGAUCCCCAAGGUGACCAAGCACCUUCUGUCGAACCCAGUGUUCACCUGCAUCAUCCUGGCAGCCUGUAUGGAAAUUGCAGUCGUGGCUGGCUUUGCAGCCUUUCUGGGGAAAUACCUCGAGCAGCAGUUCAACCUCACCACCACCUCAGCAAACCAGCUGCUAGGAAUGACCGCCAUUCCAUGUGCGUGUCUGGGGAUCUUCAUGGGCGGUCUGCUGGUGAAGAAGCUGAACUUGUCGGCGCUGGGAGCCAUCCGCAUGUCCAUGCUGGUCAACCUGAUCUCCACUGCCUGCUACGUGUCCUUCCUGUUCCUGGGCUGUGACACCGGCCCUGUCGCAGGAGUGACAGUCACAUAUGGCAACAGGACUCUGCGUGUCGGCGAGAAACCAGCAGCACAGUGCCUCAGUCACUGCAACUGCUUCACCUCCUCCAUCAGCCCGGUGUGCGGCUCCAACGGCAUCACCUACUUGUCUGCCUGCUUUGCGGGCUGCACCCGAUCAGCAAGCACUCAGGCCUCUAACAUCUCUCAGAACCUGACUGGAUGCAGUUGUAUAUCUGCUGACAGUGAAUUCGCCACAGCGGUUCCAGGGAAAUGUCCGACGCCGGGCUGCCAGGAAGCUUUCCUCACCUUCCUGUGUGUGAUCUGCGCCUGCAGCCUGGUUGGAGCCAUGGCACAGACUCCUUCUGUUAUCAUCCUAAUCAGGACUGUGAGCCCUGAGCUGAAGUCAUACGCACUUGGAGUGUUGUUUCUUUUGCUACGACUCCUCGGAUUCAUCCCCCCUCCUCUGAUCUUUGGUGCUGGGAUCGACUCGACUUGCCUUUUUUGGAGUUCAGACUGUGGCGAUAAGGGUGCUUGUCUGCUAUACGACAACGUAGCUUACAGGCAUCUGUAUGUGGGCCUUGCCAUCAUUCUUAAGGGCGUCGCCUUCCUCCUCUACUCCACCACAUGGUAUUGCUUACGCAGGAACUACAAGAAGUACAUCAAAGGUCAUGAAGGCUACAUGACACCAGCUGAGUUUUACCCCUCUCUCACAGACGGACCCAAACAAGUUGACAGGACAAAGUUUAUAUAUAACCUAGAGGACCACGAGGUUUGUGAAAAUAUGGAGUCAGUUUUAUAGUUUGUUACGCAAGAAAAGGACAAUGUGGAUGUCCAUAUUCUCUCAGAGGACUAUUUUAUGAUUUUAUUCUUAUUUUCUUGAAAGAAUAAAAUAAAAUGUUUUUGAUAAAGGCAAUCUAUUUAACGGCCUGUUCAGGUCACAGGAGAUGUGGCUCUCCACUGCCCUCCAAUGUCCUCGGUCAACUAUCGAAAGGGUCCAUUUUAGUCGUUUACGUAUCAGCGAGGUGUUGUCCAGUGUUGCCGGUGAAUUCCUGUGUUGACUUGGUGGUAGAAGACGACUACAGUACUGUCUGGCUCAGUCCUAGUUGAUUAUUAGUGAGUGGACAUGAUGCUACUACAACUAUAGUUGCCAUAUCGUUUCCUUUCAGUCAGUGCACUGUGUGUUCUGUCUGUCACUCUCUCAAAAAAACGUUUGGGUGGUUCUUCAGUUAUUCAUAUUUAAAAGUUGCCAAGUGUUUACAAACUAAUAGUUCAGCAUUUUAUUUCAGUGCAGGAAGGUUUCUUAUAAAACGAGAACAUAAACACCUUGUCCUGGUUAUUAUAGUGGCCUGUUAGAUGUUUUAACUGUCAGAAAAUCGAGUCUAAUAAAUCUAAACAAGGUCAUGUUUUCAUGUCAUCAUGCACUGUUCGGUUUCUCGUUCUCUUGCUGGAUCACAGGCACUGUUUUCGAUACUGUUUAGACUAGACUAUGAAGUCUUGUCUCAUAGGUGCAAAUGUGCAAUUCAUGUCUGAUACAUCCAUGUUUAUUACUAGUUUUGUGUCAGACUGCAGGUUUGUUUUUAAUUAUAGCAGUUUGUUUCAUUUCCAUGUUUGUUUUUACAUCUGCAGAGUUUAUUCAGCCUAAUAUGUCUUAAUAAGGGAUUAUUCAAUAAGAAUGUUAAUUAUGUUUUCUUUUGACUUUUGCACAUAGUGGAAGAGCAAAGAGGAAAGUAAUAUGUCUUUGUGUUUGGACAUUCAAGUAAAAGAGGUAAUGAGUAAUAUAUUUGUUUCAUUAGGCCCAGAAUGUUUUAUUAGAUUGUAUUUGAGAGGACAGUAUAAAUUAUAUAUAAUCUAAUUGUCUGAGAUGUGUGUGUCUGAUGCCACAGAAGAUUUGGGACAAUUCAUAGUGAUGAAAGUAGUAUGUUGCAUUAUUGGGGGGGAAACACAACAUGUGUCUUCAAACCUGUAAUAUUUGGGAUAAGGUUACAGAAAUGCUACGGGAGGCUGUAUGUGCAAGGUCAAACAAAGUGAACAACACAAAGAACACUGCAUUUAUUCCUGGACAUGUAUUUAAACAACUCUUCAACUCAACUAGGCACAUACAACCUUUUACUCUACUGAUCUCUCUCCAGUUACAGUUUUGACAUCGUCCCUUUUCUUACACUUUUUGUAUGGCAACAUAUAAUUUGUUUUACUCUGAAAAUAAAUUAUUUUUCAGAAAAUAGAUACAAA
This is a messenger RNA of Dicentrarchus labrax (European seabass), 4146 nucleotides long. RefSeq names its product solute carrier organic anion transporter family member 3A1a (gene slco3a1a). Lineage: Eukaryota; Metazoa; Chordata; Actinopteri; Moronidae. Gene Ontology annotation, molecular function: protein binding. Gene Ontology annotation, biological process: prostaglandin transport; transmembrane transport; sodium-independent organic anion transport. The record is from RefSeq and is a predicted model, not a curated record. Gene Ontology annotation, cellular component: membrane. The transcript has 10 exons. The coding region runs from base 608 to 2716 and encodes 702 amino acids.